CUGGUGUUUUAGAACCAACCCCGACCCCUGUCGCUGGGUGGCCCAGGCGGCCCAGCACCCUCCUUAAUGAGUGCGGGGCGCCGACGGGAAUUUCUGAGGUGGUGUGAAUUCCGGGUUGUUACUUACCUCACCUUUGCUAGCGUGGUUCGUCAUCCCAACCAAGGCUCAACAGUCUGUGCUACUGCUGUGCAACAACAAUCACCCAACGCCCGUGGCAUAGAAUAGGGAACUGAGGAACGCUAUGCACCCGGAGCGUCGAACUGCCUCGCGUCCCCAUCCGCAAGCCAUCCAGCGCGCUCCCCCGACGCAUCAACUGGCGUAGGAUGCUGGGGCAAUUGCAAGCUACGGUACGAAUUGGAUACGGAGACGCGACGUCCAACCCAUGGCCCCCCCUUCAAUCGGGACUCGUCCGAGCGGUGCCGACUGCGGCGAUGACCUCUGCAUGGCACCAGGUUCGCUCUCGACGCCGAGCGCCCUAGGUACGCUCUUCUCACUCUCGCCAUUUCUCGCCACCUUCGCUGUGGUCAGCUUCGGCGUCGCCACCAAGGUCUUCCCGCGCCUCUCGCGCCUGCAGAGCAGCCAUGACGGCGAGGGCCACGUCCUGCCCGCCUCGGCCCCGCUUACCCUCCGCCAGGCCCACGCCGAGCACGGCGCCCGGUCUCCCCGCCGCCGCAUCGCCGCCGUGACCUUUGCCGCCACCAUCGGCCUGGCCACGGUGCUCGCAGAGCUCAUCCUGGCUGAGAUCUCGGACCUCGUCACCCCCCACGCCCGCACCGUCGCCCUGCGCUUCACCGUGCCCACCCUGCUCUUCAUGCUCGUCGUCUUGAUACCCUUCCUGGAGCUGCAGUCUGUCGUGGCUGGGUCGGGCUGGUCGUUUCAGCGCACCGCCAAGGGUCGCAUUCCGCGCGUGACCUGGACGCUGCAGCUCGCCGUCUUUGCCGGCUGGCUAUUUGUGUUCUGGUCCCUCGGCCAAGCCGUCCCGGCCGCCGACGGCGCUGCUUUCGACAGCAGCAUCGGCACGGCGACCGCUAGGCACGUCGAGUCGGUGGGGGACGUUUUGGUGGGCGGGCAGCUGGCGCGCGCCUGUCUCGAACGCAUCGGCGUCAUUGGCAUCUCGCUCAUGGCGCUGCUGUCGGGAUUCGCCAGCGUGUCCAGUCCCUGGCAUACGUUCUCCGACAACAGGUCGUACCGCAAGCGGCCCAUCACCGACGCCGACAUUUCGCGCAAGCAGGCCGGGCUCGACGCUACCAGCGAGCUGCUGCUGACCAAGCGCCACCGCCUGCGCUCGCUACAGCGCAAACUAGCCGAGCCGGGCGGUUCAGCUAGCGGCGGUGGCGGCUCCCUCGUGGGGAAGAUGUUCGGGUCGCUCAAGGGCAUCGCGGGCGGUGCUAGCGGUGGGGAUGCCGCCGAGGUCAAGGCCUUGCAGAUAGAGAUAUCAGGUCUCGAGACGAUGGAGUCGAAUCUGGCCACGUCGCUCUCGCUGCUCCGUACGCGCCAGGCCGCGCACGCGCGAGACGGCACUGCCCUCGGCAAGGUCCUGGCCGUGCCCAGCUAUGUCUUCAGCGUGUACUGCGUCUACCGCAUCCUCGCCACCACGCUCACGACGCUGCGGCGCAUGUACUACCCGGCGGCGUCGUUCGCGUCGUCGGACCCCAUCAACCGCUUCCUCGGCCUGUUGGCCAAGCACUGGGACCCCAAGCUCGACCAGAUGGCCUGGGCGCGGCAGAUCUCGUUCCUGCUGUCGGGAGUGAUCCUCGCCGCCAGCGCGAACUCGGUCCUCCAGACUUUCCACCUCUUCGCAAAGUUCACCCCGGGCCUGCUACAGCACGCCCAGGCCAACUUCGCCCUGCUCAUCGGCCAGAUCGCCGCCACGUACGUCAUCAGCGCCGCGCUCCUGCUGCGCAGCAGCCUGCCGCGCGAGGUCGGCCGCUCCGUCGGCGACGCCCUUGAGAGCGCCCUCGAGCCCGCCUUUGUCGACCGCUGGUUCGAGGGCUGGUUCCUCCUCGCCAGCGCCGUCACCAUGGGCGGCAUCUGGAUCGGCCGCAAGCUCGCCGGGGCCGGCGGGGGAGGCGGAGGCGGGUCGGGGGAUUCCCUCGACGACUGGGAUGACUUUGCCGGCGAGGAGAUGCAAAAGAGGUCUUGAUGUGUGGUUUUUUUUCCUUCUGUCGUCUUCUCCCCGAGACCUCGGGGGAGAUGGAUACUUGCGUGCUGGUCUUGCUCUAUAAACAUACAUGUGUGUCGCGGCCACGUAGUCAUGUGGCAGUAGAUUCUUUGGGGUUCGGUGUUUUUUUCUUCUUCGUCUCUGUUUCCUUCCAUAAUAACAACAACGGAUAAUCACGGCUGGAUGGGUGGGUUGGUGCGCGGCGAAUAGGUCAGGAUAAAAGGCGCGUUAUCUGCGCUGCGCUUGUUAAUUUCGUUCUGCGAUAUUUUUUUGCUUCUUUUGAUUCUGUCAUAUAAAAUCCCUUUUUCGUAUUCGUACGCCUAAUAGGAACCAUGGAGUUUAGGAUUUGCCAACUAUAUUAUUUAACAG
Molecule: messenger RNA, 2530 nt
Organism: Lasiosphaeria miniovina
Lineage: Eukaryota; Fungi; Ascomycota; Sordariomycetes; Sordariales; Lasiosphaeriaceae
Product: Abscisic acid G-protein coupled receptor-domain-containing protein
Exons: 1
Coding region: 383-2143 (586 amino acids)
Cellular component (GO): membrane
Source: RefSeq, a predicted model, not a curated record